CGUCCUCACUAGUCACUACCGUUCCCAUAAAAAAAAAAUCUCCCCCCUUUCCCUUUCCCUUCCGUUCGAUAGGGUUUAGCCAAGAGGGUUUUCUCCACCUGCAAAAAUCCUUCGACAAUCCAUGGCGAAACCAAGCCGUGGGCGGGGGGCAUCCCCCUCCGGCUCUUCUUCCUCGAGGUCCCGCUCCCGCUCUCGCUCCUCCGGCUCCGCUUCUCGCAGUGUCAGCUCUCGCUCCCGUUCCGGCUCUCGCUCCCGUUCCCCCUCUCGCUCCUUAUCCUCUUCUUCUUCGCCUUCUCGUCGCAGCGUUAGCUCUCGCAGUGCUAGUCCCAGCGUCAGCCCUCCUCUGCAGCGCAAAAUUUCCCCUGAACCAGCAAAGAGAGGCCGUUCUCCACCUCCACAGGCUAAAAAGGCUUCUCCCCCUAGGAAACCUUCAACACUUCCAGAAUCUAAGGUUGUCUACAUCAACAAGCUCACAAGGAAUGUUAAUGAGGGUCAUCUUAGAGAGAUUUUUGGCACCUUUGGUGAAGUUGUAAAUGUAGAACUGGCUAUGGACCGAAUUGUCAAUCUUCCCAAAGGAUAUGCAUAUGUGGAAUUUAAGACAAGAGCUGAUGCUGAAAAGGCACAAGUGCAUAUGGAUGGAGCUCAAAUUGAUGGAACUAUUGUGGUGGCGCAAUUAACCUUACCGCCCAGUGAAAAGGUAUCACCCACCAAAGCUGUUGCUCCUCCUCCCAAAAAAGACGUUACCAAAAAUGACGGUGUAGAUGCUGGGAAGGAUGGACCAAAACGAGCAAGAGAAGCAUCUCCACGUCCUAGAAGAUCUCCUGUUGCUCGCAGAGGGGGUUCACCUAGAAGAAUGAAUCCUCCACCUCGUCGUCGUGCAGAUUCUCCUAUCCGUAGAGAAUCCCCUUUUCGCCGAGGUGAAUCACCUAAAAGAAGGCGUCCUAUAUCUCCGAGAGGCCGUUCUCCAUCUCCGUCAAAGCGCCCAAGAUCACCUGUGAGGGGUUCUCCGCGGAGGGUGCGAGGAAGUCCUGUUCGUAGACGAUCUCCCUUACCCCCACGACGACGCUCGCCACCACCAAGACGAGCUCGGAGCCCUCCUAGAAGGUCUCCUGUUGGUCGUAGACGUAGCCGCUCUCCUGUUCGUAGGAUAGGUCGCUCACGCUCAAGAUCACCCUCACCUCGAAGAAGACCACCAGUUAGAAGAGGAAGGUCAUCUUCAGGCUCUCCAUCUCCAAGUCCAAGAAGGGUACCUAGGAGGAUAUCAAGGAGUCCUAGGAGGCCAUUGAAAGGAAGGAGUAAGAGCAGCAGCAGGAGCCGAAGUAGCAGCGGAUCCCCUCGUAAACCAUAAGUUUGAAGUUAUAUGGGGGAGUUGCAUGUCAGAAAGUUUACAUACUAAGCACGAGGUUGUUGAUUGGGGCCUCUUUCCAUCCCGUGGACUGCCUGUUUUGUAAUUUGUGCUGGCUCGUUUUUUUUUAUCUCGACUCUUUAGGAAUUUUAUUGUUGCUGAAAACAUAUUUACAAUGAGUACUGGCUAGCGCUGCUAUGUGCUGGUGCUGGUGAUGUGUUAAUUUUACCCUAGAGAUGUACUUAAGCUGCUUAGCUUCGCUUUGCUUUUAGUGUUAAUGAAUCAUAAAACUAGGAUUGCAAAAUGUAAGUUACACUGCUUUCAUACUUGCGUGUAUGCAAUAUUUGCAAAAGUGAUUGUGAACUUUGUUUACAAGGUCUGGUUACCUUGAGAA
Molecule: messenger RNA, 1739 nt
Organism: Spinacia oleracea (spinach)
Lineage: Eukaryota; Viridiplantae; Streptophyta; Magnoliopsida; Caryophyllales; Amaranthaceae
Product: serine/arginine-rich splicing factor SR45
Exons: 12
Coding region: 122-1348 (408 amino acids)
Biological process (GO): mRNA splicing, via spliceosome
Cellular component (GO): ASAP complex; nucleoplasm; cytoplasm
Molecular function (GO): RNA binding
Source: RefSeq, a predicted model, not a curated record